GCAGCAUCAUGAUACAUAUCAAAAUAAUUGCAACAGAUGCGAAUUUAAAGUUCCGACUUUAUCUGAUCAAAAACUAUGCUACUGGAAUGUUCAAACAUGUUCUGAUGUUGAUUUAAGUAAACUUUCGGAAAGGUCAUGUAUAUUUGUUGUGUUUGCUUUAAAAUUUAUUUCAUUCAACAUUAAGUGAACCAACGUGUGUUCGAAAUCGAGAGAGUGAGAGAGCCAAGGAGAAAAAUGAGAGAAAAUGCUAAAAGUUUUCGAACAUUAUCCAAGAAGCUAAGAAGAUAUUUUAAGAAACUCAGUUGCGAAGAAACUUUUAUGAGGUGAAGUACGACUUGCUUUAAAGAAAAAUAUAAUUAACAAUAAAAGUUGAAAAUAAUUAGAAAAAAUAACUUGAGAGUAUAAAAAUUAUUAAAAAUCGCAAAAGAUUAUAAGGAAAAUUAAGAAAGUGUUGCAAAUAUAAAACUUCUGAAAGUUUUAAAUCUGAAAUAAUCCGAAAAAGUGUGCUUAAGUGCUUACCAAUGUGAAAGAAGUUAACUUCAACAGAAAGAAAGCGAGAAAUAAAAGAAGUUAGGUAAUCGUUUGACUGUGUCGUGCGAAGAAACAAAAUAAUUCCGAAGCUUCCAUUCAUUUUAUUGGAUUAAUUUAUUCAGAAAAGUUUAUUGGAUUAACUUUUGAGAUUUAAUCGCCAAAUGAAUUAUGUUCGUGAAUCAACAUGAAUCAACAGUUUGAGAGAGAAUCAAAGUUGGAAGAGAGCGAAUGCUAAAGCUUUCGAACAUCUCGUCAUGCUCUCUUGAUUCACUCACAUCUCUCAUCAUUCGCGGAGUGACUACCAAGAUGUAAAGAACGUUUUCUGGUGUGUUGAAAUAAUUUUUUAAUAAAACAGAACAAAAGUGUUUAAAUUUGAAUUAAAGUUAGUAAAAAAAUAAAUUCAAUAAAUUAGAAUAAUUUAAAUAUAAAUAAUUGAUGAAAUUGAAGUGAAAUAUUAAGUGAGAAAGUCAAAAUUUAGAUUAUAACUUCUGCAUUUGAUACAUAAAAGGUAAAAAGCCAACAGCAAGGUGUUUCAUUGUGUUGAGAAAAUUAUAGAUCCAAGAGAUAUCGCAGAAGAAAGAAAGAAAAAAAAGUUGUAUAAAAAUUAAAAGAAUGAAAUAAGAUCAAGGAAAGGUAGAAAAAUAUCUCUUGAGUGUGUUAGUGUUGAAAUAUAAAUUCUUUACUUGUUCACAUAACCAGCGACAUUGUAUAACAUUUUUGGAUUACAUUAUUCCGAGGAAUUCAUUGGAUUAACACUUGCAAUUAACUAGAGAACUGAAAUUAUUAAAUCGAAUUACGGCAUCAUGGCUGGUUAUAAAUAAGUUUAGUAAGUGAUGAGCGAAGAAAGUCUGCAGAGUCAUUCAACAGACAUUAAAUUAAAUUGAAAGUUGAUAAGGCCACGGAUGCAUCACCGUCAAGCAUCAGACACAGCAACAUAUUCAAAAUGCCGGACAAGAAGUUUCGUUCUGGCAACGGGCCAAUAAAGUUGUCCAAUUUAUUUUCAAUGAUAAUUUUAUUAUCAUUCUUCAUUCAUUUUACCUCCAGCUAUUUGGUUGUUGUCGAUGAGAAAACGCCUGCCAACACAAUCAUUUUCAAUGCGUCGGUAAAUAAAUUGGGAUCUGAACGACACUACAAAAUAAAUGUUCAUAAAACAGCUGAAUUUGUGCACAAGCUGCUGCACAUCGAUCCAAAAGAUGGACAAAUUAAAUUACGAAAACAACUUCAUUGUGAUGGAAUUUUCUAUCCAAAUUUAUUUACGCUCUACAUCGAUAGCAUUUCGAAUCAUUUACGAAGCGUGAAUUAUUACAGUCCGCCAUUGAGAGUUUUCAUAAAUGGUGAACAUUGCAAUGACGAGUACAAUCAUGAAAUUUUUGAUCGUCACUUUGAGGACGAAGAGUCCAAUUUAUUACUUCGAAGAAGAAGAAGCUCAGAUGAUGAUGAUAUUGCGAGAAUAUACGGAGAAUAUCGAGGGAACAAUUUAAACGAUUACAUUCGAGAGUUUCCAUUUAUUUUUCCACGCAAUGAAAGCCAUACCGACUACAAUAAUUUUCAAGAAGGCGACAUUUUGUUCGACUCAAUGGAACAUAAUUUACGUCGGCACGAAAUUCUUAACAGGAAAAAGCGUCACACUUUAAGGUCAUUACAUGGAGAUAAAUUUCAUCGAAAGAUUGCCGACGCUAAGCAGUGGAUUUCUGAAACUCACGCCUCCUACGCCAUUCAUUCGUCUGACCAGUGGGACAAGAUUUGUCUUAAGAAAUCUCAACUUGUUAACAACAUAAAUGCUUUUCUCCCGAGAUCCAUUCAACAAUUUUGUAAAGUCACUUAUCUUGAUGUGAGUGACGAAAGAUUUAAGAUUGAAAGGAAGCAAGGUGACUUGGUAGUUAGUCGCGAUGUUUGUAUUUAUGAACCAUCGUGGACAGUUACAAUAACAUUUUCAACAAAAUGCAAUCGUGCUGAGUUUAUUGAUGCUGAACAUCGUCUUAAGAUCAUGUAUCAUCAUCAAGAGUUGAACGAUACUGACAUAGCAAAAAGAGUUAAACGGCAGCUUAAAAAUCAAAGCCCACAUUUUGAGCUUUCACUUUAUGUCGCUUCAGUUCUUGAAGAACAACCGCCAGGUCUGAAAGUGACAACAGUUCAAGCACGAGAUCCUGAAGAUUCACCAGUUGUCUAUUCAAUGAUUUCACCAUCAGAUGCACGUUCACAAAAUAUGUUUAAGAUUGAUUCACGUUCUGGUGUCAUCACAACUUCGGCUUCAUUAGAUCGUGAACAAAUCAACAUGCACUACUUUCGUGUGAUUGCAACCGACGACAGUUUUCCACCACGUUCAGGUACAACAAUUCUUCAAAUCAAUGUGUUAGAUUGCAAUGAUCAUGCACCAAAAUUUGAAACGGAACAAUUUGACACGACAGUCAGUGAAGGAGUUGGAGUUGGAAGUCAAGUGUUGACACUUCGUGCAACUGAUCUUGAUAGUGGUAAAAAUGCUGAAAUUGAAUAUCACAUUGAACAAAUCACGAGUGAAGGGAACUUGUCAACCCCUGAAAAAGAUUCACAGACAUUUAAGAUUGAUGGACGAACUGGUGUUAUCACCACAAGAAGUCAACUUGAUAGAGAAACUUCAGAAGGUUACACAAUCAUCAUAACAGCAAAUGACUUGUCGGCACCUAUAACAGAACGUAAAACUGCAACUGCUACUGUUGUUGUUAAGAUAUCUGAUGAGAACGAUCAUUACCCUCAAUUCAGUGAACGAUAUUAUUCAGUUGAUGUAGCUGAAGAUGAAUGGGGUGGCAGCAAUACAAUUGCACAUAUCAAAGCAAGUGAUGCUGAUAAAGGGAAUAACGCGGCAAUUCGUUUCUCAAUUGUUGGUGGAAAUCCAAAGUCUGAGUUUGCAAUUGAUUCGAUGAGUGGUGAAGUGUCACUGACAAAGCCACUCGACUAUGAAGCAAUGAAAGCUUAUCGACUUGUGAUAAGAGCACAAGAUGGUGGAACACCACCAAAGACGAACACAACAACACUCUCGGUUAAUGUCAUCGAUGCUAAUGACAAUGCACCGCGAUUUUACUCAACACAAAUACAAGAAACUGUGCUUGAGAGUGUCUCAGUUGGUCACAACAUUGUAAGAGUUCAAGCUUAUGAUGGCGAUGAAGGUGCAAAUGCUGAAAUCACUUACAGUAUUACUGACCGUGAUCUUAACUUUCCCUUUGCUGUCGAUUCAAGAACUGGACAAAUUCAUACAACAAAGCCAUUGGAUCGUGAAGAGAAACAUCGAUAUUCGUUCCAGGUUGUUGCUGUUGAUGGCGGAAUUCCACCAAAGUCUGGCAGCACAACAAUUCAAAUCACUGUUCAAGAUGUGAAUGAUAAUAAUCCAAUGUUUAAUCCAAAAUAUUAUGAAGCAAUAAUUGGUGAAGAUCAAAAGCCUGGAACACCAGUUGUUACUGUCACAGCAUCAGAUCCUGAUGAAGAUUCUCGUCUACAUUACGAUAUAAAAUCGGGAAAUUUAAGAAACAGAUUUUCAAUCUCAACACAAAAUGGUUUAGGAUUAAUAACAAUUGCACAGCCAUUAGAUUAUAAACAAGAGAAAAGAUUUAUUUUGACUGUAACUGCAACCGAUUCAGGUGGAAAAAUUGACACAGCAACAGUUAACAUCAACAUAACAGAUGCAAAUAAUUUUGCGCCUGUUUUUGAGAAUGCGCCAUAUUCAGCUUCUGUUUUUGAAGAUGCACCGAUUGGUACGACAGUUCUUAUUGUCACUGCAACAGAUGCUGAUGUUGGGAUUAAUGCACAAAUCACGUACAAAAUGACAAACGAUGAUUCAUCAUCUGGAAUGAGUGCAGCGGAAGUUUUUUCUAUCAAUCCACAAACUGGUGCAAUUAUUACGAAAACCACUUUAGAUCGUGAGACGACAAGCGGAUAUUCAUUGACUGUGACAGCGAAAGAUGGUGGAAAUCCAUCACAUAGUGAAACGACAAUUGUUGAGAUUGGUGUGACUGAUGUCAAUGAUAACAAGCCAGUUUUUAAUGUUCCAAUGUAUCACGCAACAAUUCCUGAAGAUGCACUAAUUGGAACGUCAGUCAUUCAAAUAUCAGCAACUGACAAUGACGAAGAAGAAAAUAGGAUAAUUAGAUAUAUGUUGAGUGAUAAAGAUGUCAAAGACGCUUCAUUUACUAUUGAUUCAGCAUCGGGUGUCAUUAGAACAAAUCGAGGAUUGGAUCGUGAAAGUACUGCUGUUUAUCAUCUCAAUGCGAUUGCGAUUGAUAAAGGAACGCCACCAUUAAGCUCCACAGUUCAAGUUCAAGUGAAAUUGGAAGAUGUUAAUGACUCUCCACCAACAUUUCCAUCUGAUCGAAUGACUUUCUACAUCAAAGAAAAUUCUUUGAUUGGAUCUACUGUUGGAAUAAUUAAAGCUGAUGAUCCGGAUGAAGGUGUCAAUGCUGAAGUUCAUUACACGAUUCUAAGUGGACUAGAUGCAGGCUCUUUUCAUUUGGUAACAAAACCUGGUGUUAAUGGAGCAAAAAUUGUCACUAAAAUCGAACUCGAUUAUGAAUCGUCGCAAAAGAAAUUCGAGCUUGUCAUACGGGCGUCUUCUCCACCGUUAAGAAAUGAUGUUCAUGUUGAAAUUCUAGUAACAGACACAAACGAUAAUCAACCAGUUUUAAAGAAUUUUCUUGUUAUUUUCAAUAACUUCCGUGAUCAUUUUCCAAGUGGAGUGAUUGGACGAAUACCAGCGUUUGAUGCUGAUGUUAAUGACAAUUUAACUUAUCGCAUUCUUUCUGGCAACAAUGCAAAUCUCAUAAAAUUAAAUUCAUCAAGUGGUGGUAUCACUUUAAGUCCGCAACUAAACACAAAUGUCCCAAAAUUCGCCACAAUGGAAGUGUCAGUAAGUGAUGGGAUUAAUGAAGUUAAAGCGACAAUGCAACUCUUUGUUCGUCUUGUGACGGAAGAUAUGCUGUUCAACUCAGUCACGAUUCGACUAAAUGAAAUGACAGCUGAAGCUUUUCUUUCACCUUUACUCAACUACUUUCUCGAUGGUCUCGCAGCAGUUAUUCCAUGUCCACGAGAAAACAUUUACUUGUUCUCAAUUCAGGAAGAUACCGACGUCGUUUCUCGUGUACUCAACAUAAGUUUCUCAGCACGACGUCCAGAUGUCGCUCAUGAAGAAUUUUAUUCAACUCAAUUCCUUCAAGAACGAGUUUAUCUUAAUCGUGCGAUUCUUGCACGUCUCGCUAAUGUUGAAGUGUUACCAUUUGACGACAAUAUUUGUGUACGUGAACCAUGCUUGAACUAUGAACAAUGUCAAUCAGUGUUGAAAUUUGGCAAUGCUUCCGGUUUCAUACAUAGUGACACGGUUCUCUUCAGACCAAUUUAUCCCGUCAACACAUUCGCUUGUAAAUGUCCAGAAGGAUUCACAGGAAGUAAAAUACAUUAUUUAUGUGACACUGAAGUUGAUCUUUGUUAUUCAGAUCCGUGUCAGAAUGGCGGCAUUUGUAAACGGAAAGAAAACGGCUACACAUGUUUAUGUAGUGAAAAGUUCACAGGAAUGAAUUGUGAGAAGGAAUUAAAAACGUCGCUGUCAUGUAUCAACGAAAUUUGUGAGAGUGGAUAUUCCUGUUCAAGUGAUAUUUAUAAUCUUCCAUUUACAAACACUUGCGAAUUAAAAGCUCGAUCAUUUUCACACAAUUCUUUUCUCACAUUUGACAGCAUAAAACAACGACAUCGAUUCAACAUCAAGUUGAAAUUUGCAACAAUCAAUGAUAAUGGUUUGUUAUUAUACAAUGGACGAUAUAACGAUCUUCAUGACUUUAUAGCACUCGAACUUAUUGAUGGUCGUGCAACUUUCUCAUUCUCACUUGGUGAUAAGAUUCAGAAAGUGUUUGUAGCUCGAAAACGAAAGUUGUCCGAUGGUGAAUGGCACAGUAUUGAAGUGAUUUACUUUAACCGAACAGCAACACUUGUCGUUGAUGAAUGUGAUGUUGCUUUGGCAUUGAGUGGCAAUCUUGGUGAUAAUUGGAACUGCGCGAAUCAAACGAAACUGGAACUAGCAAAGAAAUGUUCAUCAAUAACUGAAAAUUGUCACCGAUAUUUGGAUCUGACUGGUCCACUUCAAGUUGGUGGACUUCCAAAGAUACCAGCACAUUUUCAAAUUCAAUCACAAGAUUUCGUUGGUUGCAUUUCAGAUCUUGAAAUCGACUACAAGUUGAUCGAUAUGAACUCAUAUGUCGCUGACAAUGGAACAGUUUCUGGUUGUCCUGAGAAACGUUCAUCUUGCAGUACAAACAGUCCUUGUUUCAACGGCGCUUCUUGUCACGAUGGCUGGAACUCCUUCACAUGCAAAUGUCGUGACAAUUACACAGGAAAUGUCUGCCAAGAUGAUAAAACAUCUUCCUGGAGAUUCUCUGGAGAUGGAUUUGUUACCUUUAAUCCAUUACUGAAAACAAUUCAAUUACCAUGGUUAAAUGCACUUUCAAUCAGAACACGACAACGUGACACAUUCCUGAUGCAAAUUCAAAUUGGACAAAAUAGUUCAGCAAUUGUGAGUCUUGUAAACGGCAUUCUUCAUUAUUCUUUCGAUUCGGAAGUCUUGUAUUUACCUGGAAGCUUUCUAAGUGAUGGUGAAUGGCAUCGAAUUGAAAUCAAAUGGCUUGGAACUGAUAUUUCACUUUCACUUGAUUAUGGCCAACGUGAAACGAUGCUUACCACAUCACAAAAGAUUCAAGGUUUAUAUGUAGGAAAAACUGUUAUUGGUAGUCCCGACAAAUCGAUUGGAAACAUCGCACAAUAUGAAUAUCUUGAUGGAUGUAUUCAAGACAUAAGAAUAGGAACACAACAGUCGAUAAUGGAUCGUCCAAUGAUGAAAGAAAAUGUUCAGCCUGGAUGUCCAUCACACUCAGAAUGCCCCAAAACAUGUCCAAUUCAUUCACGAUGUGAAAUGUCAUGGGAUGAAGCGCAUUGCGAAUGUCUUCCUGGUUAUGUUGGUCGAGAUUGCGUACCAAUAUGCACUAUCGGUCCUUGUGCUGAUGCUGGUGUUUGUCGUGUUGAUAACGAGUUGAAACGCGGCUAUCAUUGUGAAUGUAACAGCACAUUGUAUUCGGGAGAAUAUUGUGAGAUUGCCGUUCACCAGCCAUGUCCAGGUGGGUGGUGGGGUGAAAAGAGUUGUGGACCAUGCAAAUGUAAUGUCAAACAAGGAUAUCAUGCCGAUUGUAACAAACAAACUGGUAAAUGUCGUUGUCGUGAGAAUCAUUAUCAACCAGUCAAUGAAACGGCUUGUCUACCAUGCGAUUGUUAUACUGUCGGCUCGUUUAGUGGCGCAUGCAAUAAAUUGACGGGACAAUGUGAAUGUCGUGAUGGUGUCAUUGGACGUCGUUGUGAUUCAUGUUCAAAUCCUUAUGCUGAAGUGACAUUAGAUGGAUGUGAAGUUGUUUAUGAUGCAUGUCCGAAAACAUUUGCAGCUGGUGUUUGGUGGACAAGAACAAGUUUUGGACAAGCCGCUGUUGAAAAUUGUCCAUUACCAGCACGUGGAAAGGGAAUUCGAACAUGUGACGAUUCAUCAGGUGGUUGGGGAGUUCCAAAUAUGUUUAAUUGCACAUCAGAACCAUUUUUGGAAUUACGGAAACAAUUGUCGUUAAUGGAACAAGGAGAAUUGCAACUAAACACUUUCGUGUCGGUAAAAAUGGCUUCAGAUCUUCAAUUUGCAACAAACGCUGUUGGGAACAGUAAAAAUGGAAGAAUUAAAGAAGACGAGUACUCGGAAUAUUCACUUGAAUCUUCAUUUCUAUCACGCAGUGCUUUUUGGAAUGAAGACGUCGAACUUGAGUAUUUGAUUGAAGGGAAGAAUGUGAAUGCUGAUCGCUUAUAUGGCGCUGAUCUUCUCAUUACUGAAGGCAUUCUUCAUGAGCUUAUCGGCUACGAAAUUAUGCAAAGCGGCUUAAAUCUCAGUCAUAGUCAAGACAAAGAUUACAUUAGAAACUUGGUAGAGUCCGCAAGCAUCAUCUUAGAUGAAAAAUAUAUUCCCGAAUGGAAGCGACUACGUGAGUUGACCACACGCGGUCCAAAUGACUUAGUUGAUGCAUUCAAUAAAUAUUUAGUUGUUCUUGCGCGAUCACAGCAUGACACAUAUACGAAUCCGUUUGAAAUAACUCACAGAAAUAUGGCAUUGGGAUUGGACAUUGUAACAGUUGAAUCGUUAUUUGGUUAUGAACCUUCACAAUUACAUCACAAUAAAGCGCGUAACGGUAAAGCCAAUCAAUUUACAACAGAAAGUGUCAUCAUCCCUGACACUUCAGCUUUCCUUCAACAUUCAUCAAAGCAACGAAUUCCAACGAUUUCAUUUCCAAAAUAUAAUAACUUCAUUCAAGAUAAAAGCAAAUUCGAUCGACAUUCGAAAGUUUUGAUUCCUUUGGAUAUGCUCGGAAUUAUGCCACCAGAGAAAGAUGAAAUCUCACUCACGAUUAAGAAUUAUCGAGCGAUUGUUGGCUACACGCAAUAUAAAGAUAUUGGAAAACUUUUCCCCUUAACAUUUGACGAUACUGUCACAAGACGAUGGGGCGUCGAUGUUGAAAUUGCCACGACUGUGUUGUCUUUAACAAUUCUCGUGCCGAGUUACGGAAAUUCUUUUGAUAAUGUUGUUAACAAACAAAUGGAGAGAAUGACAACAGAUCAACAUUUAGAGAAUCGAAUCGAUAACGAGCCACCUUCAUUGAUGAUGAAUCCUGAUGAUAUAAAAAUCACUGUGCACGACAUGACAGAACAUGAUGACUUCGAUAAAGCAACGACAAAUGAUAUUUUCAAUCCGGAAGUUUCAUCAGCGGAAGAAAUUUUAUCAAAGGCAGAUGAAUCGAAUGAAGUGUUGGCUGAAGCUUUAAAGAAACAUGUGAAACGUGAAUUAGUGACAAGACAAGAAGAAGAAGAAGCAGAAGGCGAAGAAGAAAUGGGAGGUGAGAAGGUGACUUAUCGCUCUCUUGGCUCGCCCCAUCUCUCACAACCAAUUCGAGUGCAAAUGUGGUUGAAUAUUGAGAAGUCACGAUUCGGUCCUCGACUUAAUCCACAAUGUGUUCGAUGGCACACGUUUAACAAUCAAUGGACAAGAAUUGGUUGUCACACAGAAAUGCCAGAUUAUGAGAAAGUUGUUGAGGACUCAAGUAGCUUAAUUCUUAUUAACUGCACCUGUACUCAUGUCUCGAGUUUUGCUGUCGUCAUUGAUGUCAUCGAUCCCGAAGACAUUCCCGAUCCAUCACUUCUAGUUCAAAUCACUUCAAUGUCAGCGUUUCUCGUGUCACUUCCAAUCUUAUUCUGUGUGAUUAUUGCAUUGGCUUUAUUGAGAGGAAUGCAAACAAACAGCAACACAAUUCAUCAGAAUCUCGUCUUUUGCAUUUUCAUCGCUGAACUUUUAUUCUUUACUGCUUGGCAUGCUCGAAGAAGUUUAAUUGAAAAUGACUUUCCAUGUAAAUUGAUUGCGAUUGGUUUGCAUUAUUCGUGGUUGGCAGCAUUUGCGUGGACGACUGUCGAUUGCAUUCAUCUUUAUCGAAUGUUAACAGAAAUGCGUGACAUCAAUCACGGACCAAUGGGAUUUUAUUUUACAGUCGGUUAUGGUGCACCAGCGAUUCUUGUUGGACUCUCCGUUGGUGUUCGAGUUCAUGAAUAUGGCAACAAUAUGUUCUGCUGGUUGUCAGUUUAUGAAAGUGUCGUAUGGUGGCUUGUUGGACCGAUUGCAGCAAUGUCAGCUGUUAAUGUCAUGGUUCUCUUUAUCUCAGUUAAAGCCGCAUUCACACUUAAAGAUCAUGUUCUUGGUUUUGGAAAUCUGAGAACUUUAUUGUGGUUGUCAGUAGUGUCACUUCCAUUAAUGGGCGUUAUGUGGGUUCUCUCGAUAUUAGCAGCGUCUGAGAGUUCUGAAAUCUUCAGUCUUGCGUUAUCCGGUUGCGUUUUGGUUCAUGCUUUCUUCUCAAUCAUCGGAUAUUGCAUCAUUAACAAGCGAGUGAGAGAAAAUCUCAACAAUACAUUCCUUCGAUGUUUGGGUCGAAAAGUUCCACUUCUUGAUUCUUCGGUCGUUGUCAGCACCAGCACUUCGGGCAACCGAACGCCAGGGUUCAAUGGAAACUACGACACAGCAAGAAGAAAUAUUGGAAUAAGUGUGUCAAGUACAACAUCGAGAAGCACUGCAAAGACAAGUUCCAGCCCUUAUAGAAGUGACGGUCAACUUCGUCACACAUCAACAUCAACAUCAAACUACAAUAGUGAUGUUCCGUCAUUUAUGAAGAAUUAUGAAGGAAAGAAGAAACGUCGACAUCGAAAAGAUUCUGAUUCAGGAUCUGAGACUGAUGGAAGAAGUUUAGAGCUUGCUUCGAGUCAUUCGAGUGAUGAUGAAGAGUCGAGAAUUGGCAAAAGUAGUACAACUACAAACAAUUCUCAUCAUCGAAAUGCUGGUGUCAGUGUUGCUCCGUCUUAUCUUCCAAACAUCACUGAACAUGUUGCACCACCAGAACUUCAUGUUGUACAAAGCCCACAACUCUUUCCAAACUCCAAACCACCUUAUGGUGGUCGUUGGUCAAGUCAAGCACCAGAUUCUUUUCUGCCAACACCAAAUGUUGGGCGAUGGUCACAAGAAACUGGAAGUGACAAUGAAAUUCCUCACAAAACAAGUUCACCAAAUCCACUGCCAAAUCCUGAUAUCACCGAUACUUCUUAUGUGAAUCAACAUCAGAAUAAGUUAAACAUGCAACCACCUUCAAUACUUGAAAACAUUCAAGAAAAUUAUGGCGAUAUGGAACUUUAUCGAAAAGAUUACCAUGAUAACUAUCAAAGCGAUUACCAAACACAACUUCCUUUCCUCACGAAUGUCAUUGGAGAAAAUGAAUUUCCAAUGAGUUACACAAUUAAUCAUAUGCGAUCACAUCAUCCUGAAAAUUCUUAUCCAAAUCUUUAUGAGAAAAGUCGAACAUUAGGAUAUCUUGGAUCAAAAACUGGAUCGCCAUAUAUGAGUAAAGAAAGAAUUGACUCAUACAGUCCAAGUUUCUCAACAUUUAAAAAUGGAAACACAAAUCUUCAUGGAACAAAUGGACACAGUGUUCAAUCUUUAUUAAGAAAUGAUUUCCAGUCAAGACACACUGAUUACCAUUCAGAUAGAAACUCCGAAGGUUCGGACAAGAACGGUCCUUACAACUUCCCAUACACUGCAGAAGAAGAUCACUCGGCAAUGCGUCAGCAUAUGCAAAGUCAAUUCGCUAACGACAUCAACAACCCUAGUCCAGUAUUAAUGAGUCGAAUGUCAUCACGACAUGGAUCGAGGACAAGUUCACCACCACAUUCGUCUCAUAUAGCACCUUUGACAAGCAUAACAGAUUCAAGCGAGUAAAUGGCUUAUGAGCUGGCAGAAGAAGAAUAAACGGCACAAUGUCUAAUUUCUGUAAUUUCUUCUUAUUCUCUUUUACUUUCGUUUGUGCAAUUAUUGAAUUCACUUUGAAUUUCACUCACUAUAAUCUGUUCGCAUUGAAAUAAACAGAUCAGAGAUGGAGGAAGAAUACAGAUGCUGAAACAAGAGUUUGAAGAUCGUCACAUUUAUUCACAUGGAUAAUUUUUUGGAACAAGACCAUUAUGAGACCAGAAACAAGUCUUUGGUAACAAGAAAUGACUGAUUUUAAAGUAAAUUAGCAAUAGUUUUAGUGACUAAAGUCUCUACAUGGCCAUCACUGCGUUAUGUCGAAGAAUGAAUUAAGAUCUUUAAGACAAGAAUACUUUUUUUGUACAAAAUAAACUUUAAUGAAGAAAUGACUAGAAAAUUAUAGGAAAUAAUCGAAACAUGAACAUGAAAAUGCAUUUAUUUUCUUUUUUUUACUUUUAAGAAUUAAGAAAUGAUCUCAUAAUACUUAAGGUAAAUAAAUAUUAAUUUGCCUAUAAAUAUAAAAUAAGAAAACACACAAACUUAAUGAAAAACAAUUUCUUUCUUGAAGAAGAUAAAAGAACAGAUCCGUGUGCCUAAAAAAAAGAAAGAAAAAUUUACAAACGUGAAGGACAAAAGUUCUUAAAAAAUAAAAAUUUUCGAGCUUCUUAGAAGAAUUUUUUUCUCCCCUUUGUUGUUCUUAAAUUGAUCUGAAUGCAUUUUAAUAAUUUUAGUGAUGUUUAAAGCUCGUUUUUAAGAGCUUUUUUAAAGAUACUUAAUAAUUUUGUUCAUGUUUAAAUGAAAAAGCUUCUUUUCUCGUACUUAACUUAAUUUCAAUAGGAAAACUUUAAAUAAAAAUUCAUUUAAAUAUGUUUAUUAACAGCAUUAAGA
Clunio marinus is the source of this 12787-nucleotide messenger RNA. The record is from the annotation of a GenBank genome assembly. NCBI's taxonomy places the organism in Eukaryota, Metazoa, Arthropoda, Insecta, Diptera, Chironomidae.